AUGGCCUAUGGCAAGAUUAAAGGAAUCAUUGAGGACCUUUUUCUUGAAAGAGUUAUUGAGUUUGAUUUGUACCAAUAUCUGAAUGUUCUAGCCCCUAGGCUACCGGUUUUGUUCGGUAUUCCUAAAACUCAUAAAUCUGUAUUUAACCCCCCUUUUCAUCCCAUUGUUGAUAUUCGUGGCUCCAUCACUUGUGCAUGCGCUAAAUUUAUUGACAGUAUUUUAAGGCCCCUUAUUAAUCAAGAACUUCAGAUCUGCAAAGAUUCUUGGAGUUUUCUCCAAAAUCUGAAUGAAAUUCCUUUCGUGGCAGGUUUUUGGUUUUUAACCAUUGAUAUAAAAGAUCUGUAUACGGUGAUUCCGCAGGAUUUGGGUAUACAGUGGGUUCGUGAAUUUAUGUAUGAUAAAAAAAUUGAUGAUAAUAUCAUUUAUUUGAUCGAGAUUCUACUAGAAAUUGUUUUAAAUAACAAUUUCAUGUUGUUUGAAGGUAAAAUAUUUCUACAAAAAUCAGGAGUGGCAAAGGGAUCGCCCUGCGGUGGCAGUUUUACAACUGUGUCUUGGCGUACUGGGAGAAGACUUUUCUAUUUCCGAAUUCCUGAUUUAACAUGGAGAGAUGUACAACACCUGAUUGCCAGAACAGCAAAGAUUCCAAACCCAGUGGAACCUGGCUGGAGAGUGAAUGGAGGAGGACAUCAUGUUCAUGACAGGUAUGGGUUUGGCCUACUUGAUGCAGGAAUGAUGGUACAGCAUGCCUUGAAGUGGACGCAAGUUCGACAACAGAGAAAAUGUUCUGAAGAGCUGUUGCUACAACCUGGAAGGAUCGUCUCACCAGGCGAAAGUGUAACAGUCAGCUUAAAUGUGAAUGCAUGCAAAGCCACAAAAAAUGUAAUUAAUGUCUUGGAACAUGUGCAGCCUGUUGUUAGCAUUAGCAGCGUCUGCAGAGGUGAUCUCACAGUUGACCUGAUCUCUCCCUUCGGAACAAAGUCACGACUUCUGGGGACAAGACACAAUGACAUUUCUGACACUGGGAUGAAGAACUGGACUUUCAUGUCAGUCCACUUUUGGGAAGAAGAACCCGAAGGCAUCUGGAAACUAAAAGUACAGGAUCACAAAAACACAGCUUACAAGUGCUAUAGACCAGAAACAGAAGACACUGCUGGUGUGGUUGUAUACAUUAAGCUGAUACUUUAUGGAACAUAUGAUCUAAAGAAAAAAAACAUGGGCAAGGAGACACCAGUUCUUGAAGAUUCUAGUUUGCAACAGCAAAUUAUCGAAAAGGACUUCAUACAGGAGAAUACUGCUAAAGUCAAUGCAGGCGACAUACCAUUAAUACAAAGGAAAAAGAUUUCAAAGGUACUAAAUUCUUCUAAAAUGGCUUUGUCGUAUGCACCAGAGGAAAUGGAUGACACUGAUGGCUCAAACUUUGCAGCUCAUCUUAAGUUACUCUGGAACACAGUGAGAGAAAACGUGGUGGCCAGUUGGGCCAUUUAUACAUCACGUCCAGAUGUUAGUUUCACAAAGGUUCAACUUCUUGAUCCCCUUAUAAGGCACUACAUAAAGGAAAAAUACCUAUUAUCUUCAGAUCAAAGUGCUAGAGAACAUUUUGAUGCAAAGAAGGACCUUGGAGCUUACACAGACUCUGCAAAGUUAAGCGCAGAAGACCUUCUUGAAAUUUUAAAAAGAGAUGUGAAGAAGCUGCACAUGCUCAAAGAAAUGAUGGAUGCCCUUGACAAGCUAGUUCAUGAAAAGUAAAAAUAUGCAAGGCUUCAUGCAACACUAAGAUUCUGCUACAACCGGCAACUGCACCUGGCAUGUACAAGAAAUGAACUUUUAAAUAAACUUCCUGAUCAAUAUUUUAAAAUGUUGU
Messenger RNA from Protopterus annectens (West African lungfish), 1861 nucleotides. RefSeq lists its product as uncharacterized. The coding region runs from base 1 to 1746 and encodes 581 amino acids. Gene Ontology annotation, biological process: peptide hormone processing. The transcript has 10 exons. Gene Ontology annotation, molecular function: serine-type endopeptidase activity. Lineage: Eukaryota; Metazoa; Chordata; Ceratodontiformes; Protopteridae. The record is from RefSeq and is a predicted model, not a curated record. Gene Ontology annotation, cellular component: Golgi membrane; trans-Golgi network.